Frankliniella occidentalis (western flower thrips) is the source of this 5818-nucleotide messenger RNA. RefSeq names its product dystroglycan 1 (gene Dg). Lineage: Eukaryota; Metazoa; Arthropoda; Insecta; Thysanoptera; Thripidae. Gene Ontology annotation, cellular component: sarcolemma; dystrophin-associated glycoprotein complex; dystroglycan complex. The record is from RefSeq and is a predicted model, not a curated record. Gene Ontology annotation, molecular function: calcium ion binding; laminin binding. Gene Ontology annotation, biological process: nerve development; morphogenesis of an epithelium; muscle attachment.
AAAGAAGGCUGCCUGCAGCAGAGCAGAAAUGCAAGUAGUAGAACAUCCAACCUGGGGAGGGGUUAGCGCGAUCGGGUGUGCGUGCAGUGUGAGAGAACUCAUGUUUAUGUCUGUGAAGUGCCGUGUUUUUUCGCUGUAGCCCGCUGGGAUUUUGUUUUUUAGUCGGUAGUGUACGUCCCUACCUACUCAAGGAUAAAGUUAUCUACUCUUCACAACCUGCAGAUCGGCCCCCGGCGCGGUCCGCGGAGCCGCCAUGACCCCCCGGUGGGCGUCUUGGUGGGCGGUGCUGGUGCUGUCCCUGGCCGGGCUGGCGUGCGGCCUGCGACAGGGCCUGCGCAUCGCCGACGGCGACCUGGACUUUGCCUUCGAGCCGGACGUGGAGGCGGAGCACAAGACUGGCGGCGGCGACCCGCACCGCGCCGCGCACGCCCAGGGCCAGGGCAGGCGCGGCGCGCCCACGGCCAAGCUCACCCAGCGGCAGUGGGGCGUCCAGGACACGACCGCCACCGCCGGCAAGCUCUUCAGGUUCGCCAUCCCGGGCGACGCCUUCUCCGGCGACGUGGACCACUAUGAGGCGCAGAGUCCAAACGGUUCGCCCCUCCCGUCGUGGCUGCUGUUUGACCAGACAACGGGGCUCUUCGAGGGUGUGCCAACUCUCAAAGAUGUGGGCACCGUCUACGUGACCGUCCACGCCGUGUCUGCAUUCAACUCGGCCAAAGACAAAUUUUCAAUAGACGUCUUGCCGCCAGCUGAAGCAGCUCCUUCGGCAGGAGUAGUGCCAUUAGGUCUCACUACACACCACCAUCCUAAGGUGAAGUGUGGCCCUGGAGAAGAUCCGCUCAUCCUUAGUGUAGUAAUGGAUGGUAAAUAUGAUCACAUGAAACCGAGACAACGUUUAACCACUAUUGACAAUCUUUCUGGAUUCCUCUCCCUUUCUCAUGACCUAUUCCAAUUGCUGCCUCAAAAUUCUCGGGAGGACAUUUUAUCUGAAGAUUCUAUUGUAAUGGCUGGAGAGGGCAAUGUCCAGAAGCGGAAGUGGAAGCAAGGCAGUGUUAUUCAGUGGCAGGUUGGCUGUGAAAGUCAACUUUGGCCUCAGCAGACUAGAGUAGUCGAGGACUUAAAGCAACAGGCUAGAGAUGGCACAUUGGCUGAAGUAUUACUGUGGCCAGUUGUCGGUUGGCACAUAAAGGCUGACAACAGUUUAGCGAAUCGGGGACGUCGCGAAGCUGCCGGGCAGAAUGAGGCUGGAUCAGGCAACUUUGCAGAAGAUGGUGCUACUGAUGAUACUGAAGCAGGAGAGGGAGGAGUACCAGACUCUCACAUUGUUCCCACCAUGUCAUCCCCUGUCUAUCCGGGUGCUACUGCCACUCCCACUCCCUUUUCACACAACUUCAACUCGAUCACUGAAAACCCAUCUCAGCAUCAUCAUCGUCACCACCAUGGAGAUUUAGAACCUGGGGUAUUACCUGGAAUCCAGGAGGUUGACAACCCAGUAGAGGAAUUCAGGAGCAGUCGACCAGACUCUGGACCAUUGGCACCAUACUUAUCAUCAAGCUUUGGUGGUGGCGGGUAUUCCCUCCCUUCUAGCCCGGUGUUGUAUGGUAGCAUCAUGCCAACACCCACCUUGGAACCUGAGAGACCAACAAUUCACUUUGGUAUUGGGAGUCCUACUCCUGAAAUUACCAGGGUAUAUGAAGGUCUGGAGGUAACUCCAACACCUGUUUUUCCCACUGAUGUGGAACCUACUACAUAUCCAAGUCCUAGCAGCGCAGGUAGCCCCAGUUACAGUCCAAGUUCUGGCACUGGCAAUAUGGAUCAAUCUUCAACUCAUGUAACUGAACCAAUGAUAGAUGGCACUUCUGGAAGCAGCACAAGUAGUAGCCCAGCAAGUGGUACUGAUGUUUCAAUUGAGGGUGUGGAGACACGGGAGUCUACUGAAAAGCCUGUUACCAUUGUAGAUGUUUCUGACUUCUAUGACCCGACAAACAUCACAUCAACUAGUCACCCAUCAACUGUACCAUCUACUGCUGGAACCACACCUCCAACUACAACUCCUGCUCCUGUAACUACCACAACCACACCUCCUACUACUACUACAGAAAUUAUAGAAAUCGAUCAAAAGAAUUUCCCUCCAACUGUCAAUAUGAGGCUUCGUAAACAACCUGUGACAGCAGGAAAGAUUGUGAAGUAUGUGGUUCCUGAUGAGACUUUUAAGGACUUGGAGGAAGGAAGCACUAGAAAUCUCAGACUGACUCUGAAAACUAAAGAUGGUAAUGAUUUAGAUCAAACCUCUUGGAUCCAAUUUAAUUCCGCAAGGAGAGAAAUACUUUUAUUACCUCUAGAAGAACAUGUGUCAAGGUGGUUCUUCUCACUUGAGGCCACUGACAAAGAGGGUGCAUCAGUUUCUGAUAAACUUGAAGUUGUUGUCCAGCACCACCAGCAUCGUAGAGCUGUUAACCAUGAAAUAACGCUUGUUAUGGAGCCAACAGCUUUAAUUCGUCAAGAAAAAGUUCUUAAUUGGGAAGUUGUACUUGUCGAAACCUUAGCUCGCCUCUUUGGUGAUCCUGACACUUCACAGAUCACUGUCCGCCACUUGGAUGUUGCCCAGCUGUCUACAAAUGGCUCUGUUUCGUUAACUUACACAAAUGAUUCAUUACCACGAGCCACAUGCCCUCAUGAGGGGAUACAAAAUAUGUUGAAGGUGUUGAGAAGGAAUGAAGAUGGGGAUCCAAGUCAAGCUUUGUUCCAUGCUCUCACAGUACAUGCUAAGCACUUAAACAUUAGAAAAGUUUUAUAUAAGGGUCUGGCAAAUUGUGAAGAGCCAACAAAGCCUGAGGUGCAGCCAGGAUCUCCAAUCUCUAACUAUCCCCCAGUUCCUCGUAAUCAAGUAGACCAUAUAAAUGCAACAGUUGGAAUGCUGCUCAGCUACAAAGUUCCAGAAGACUCCUUUUAUGAUCCUGAGGAUGGUGAUACACGAGCUAUGAAACUGUCACUUUUAACUAUGGAUCACUCUCUUAUCCCUCCUGACAACUGGUUACAGUUUGACAUCAAAAAUCAGGAAUUUUAUGGUGUACCAAUGCCCUCCGAUGAGGGCUCAAAAGAAUACCAGCUUGUUUGUGAGGACCGAGGUGGUCUUCGUGCACAUGAUGGUUUGGUGGUUGUAGUUCAUCGAGCUAAAGUAGUGCCCUAUAGUGUUGAGUUCAGUAUAACAAUAAAUCCACACUAUGAGACAUUUAUUCGCAAUACACCACAAAAGCGCAAGUUUGUCGAAAAACUACGAGAACUUUUUGGUGAUCCUGAUACUUCCAAUAUUGUUAUUGGAAGAAUUUCAAAGUUUUUACAUGAAAGUCCCCUAAUUGGUGAAGUGAGCAAACACCCAAACCAAGAUUUUCCAAGCCUUAAUAUAAAGGGCUCAACUGUGAUAACAUGGUACAACAGUACACUGCCAACAACUAGGUGCCCUCAUGAUGAGAUCAGUACCUUAAGAAGAGUGUUAGUAAACGACGAUAAUCAAAUGUCUUCCCGUUUAAUCUCGGUCAUGGGACCAGAAUUCACAGUUUUGGCUGUAGGACUGUAUCCUACAGCUGUGUGUCAAGGUGAAUUGACACCACUUCAUCCUACGUAUCCUCCACCUCCACCUGUUGAUGAAGUUCCACCAAUGGGAUCUUCAGAGGAAUACUUGAUAACAUUUGUAGUGCCAGCAGUCAUUAUUUGCACUAUGCUUCUACUAGCUGGUAUUGUGGCUUGUGUUCUCUACCGUCGCCGACGCACUGGUAAAAUGAGUGUAGGUGAUGAAGAUGAGCGUCAAUCAUUUCGAAACAAAGGCAUCCCUGUAAUUUUCCAGGAUGAACUUGAAGAGCAGACUGAGCCAAUCAACAAAAGUCCAGUUAUAAUGAAGGAGGAGAAACCACCACUCCCUCCUCCUGAAUACCAGCGUCAUAAUCCUUCUCCGCCCCCAACUCAAGCUCUUUUGUCAGAUACAGAGGAUGCAGAGCCUUAUCAGCCACCACCUCCCUUCACAACUAGCCGUGACACUGCAAGGCACACUCGGCACAAAUCUACCCCCACAUACAGGAAACCACCUCCAUAUGUGCCACCCUAACAAUCAGUGUCCCCGUUCGACUCGGAAGACGAAAAUAAGCAGUUGUCUAAUAUGAUGACAAUGACUGCUCCUGCACCAAUCUAUUUUCGUUUCCCCGAGUGAAGCGUGGACCUCAGACAUAUCAAUUAGCGAGCUCUGCCGCUUACUUGUGUUCAAAAUGAGCUAAAUCUCACUUGGAAGCUCCCAAGAGACUUUUUUUCUCUCAUCUUUAGCGCAACUUUUCAAUUGUGCAAACUGGUAUUCUCUGGCCUAGGCAUGCAGAUAAGGAUUGGACUUUUAAUCCAAAGACUUAAUGUCCUUGAUCUGUUCAAGCCUCUUAGACCAAACAGACUGCAAGUAAAUGCCAUGAAUACCCAUUCCAACCCGACUGAAAAUCCAAGAUUUUUAAGAAGAUCGAGUUUGCAGAAUGUUUUAGAUGUGCAUUUUUAUCAGUAGAAUUUUCAUUUUGAAAAAUGACUGUGUGUUUGAAAUAGUGUAGUGUGUAAGAGUGCUACUGAAACAGUUGGAACCAAGCCUAUUUUUAAUUAAUGUUACUCCAAUCUUUUGUACCAAUUGGUCCCAAAUUUUUCAGUGCCUCUGAUGUGUAUGUCUUGUCAUAUAUGAAGUGAAAAUGAUUUAUUUAUUCUAUACAUUCUAAGUGAAUUGUAUGAACUUUGUUUCCAUGUCCAAGGCCAUGAAUUGUUUUGUUACCUGUAAAUGACUCUGUCAAGCUAAAUAUGUGACACAUUCUUUAAAUGUUUACAUUGUUUUGUUCUUUGUCUUAAUUUUUUUUAUUGAAGUACUGUGAUGGGUGUCUUUUAAGGACUGAAAAUUUACUUAUUCUCCACCUCAUGAUUAUGAUUUGUUUUUUCUUUUGAUUCAUGUCUUCUGAAAGGAAUAGGCAUGGGCGAGAAAAUUUUACAUUGCCCAGUUGAAGGCUUUGUUAUAUCUACACUUUGGCCUGAAGAUAUUCCAUAGACAGAGUUCAGUUUCUUCCUACAAAACAAGGGUCAAACCCCUUUCUGAAUUUCAUCAUUCAGUUUCUUACUGUGAUUCUUUUAGUCUCCACUGUAACUGUACCGAAUCCUGUUGGGGCACAUACCUUAGAAAUGGGAAAUGUUGGUUUAUACCAACUGAACAUAUCUACUGCCCAAAGUGAAACAAGACUAAUCGUCAACAUAAGCUCAAAUCAAUCACUUUUCUUGGAGCUUGCCUAUUGUUUCCAACAUAUGUGCCUGCAUAUCUAUUGUUUGAUAAUUCUGACUGUGUACUCAAGGUAUUUUUUAUUACAUAACUAUGAUAGACUAAUCAAAUUAUGUACACUUCUUUGACGUAAUUGCUUAAUUGAUAGUCGGAACAUAUAAUCAACAAGUAGAGGUUUGCUUUUAGGUAGGAAGUCUUAUGUAUAUGAAAUAUGCUGUUAAGUAGGUACUUAAUCUCAAAUUGUCAGUCAAUUCAUUUUUAUACAAUAUUCAUAGAUGAACUCCUUUCCAUCACAGAUGACAGAUUUGUAAUAAUUAUUCCCAUGGAAUUCACCAUACACAUUAUCAAUUUAUCAUUUGGUGCCUCACCAAGUUCCUCUAAAACAAUUAUGACUGAAGUCGAUAAUGUAAAAGUAUUCUUUUUGUACCGAAUAGUGUGAGCAAUGCUACCCAAUUUGCUGUAGAAUCCAUUGAUCACAAUCGUUUUUAAUAUUUUCACUGUACUGAGAGAACAAUCAAAGUGCAGUGGCCAUUA